Molecule: messenger RNA, 1473 nt
Organism: Achroia grisella
Lineage: Eukaryota; Metazoa; Arthropoda; Insecta; Lepidoptera; Pyralidae
Exons: 1
Coding region: 173-1099 (308 amino acids)
Molecular function (GO): oxidoreductase activity, acting on single donors with incorporation of molecular oxygen; zinc ion binding; ferrous iron binding
Source: RefSeq, a predicted model, not a curated record
AGUUAUUUAAAAAUACAUAGAACUUGAAUAUUUUUCAAUAUAUUUGAAUCUAUUAUUUUGUGUUUGUACUUUUAAUGUAAUGAUUAUUUAACCUUAAUUAACUUUAUAAUUGUUUCGUAAAAUCCAAUACGAUCAGUUUCUUGAUCUUGACCUACAAACUCGAUUUGUAUACAUGCUGAUCCUUAAUACACUAUCAAUUCUUAUUAACGUUGCAUUCAUAGUGUUUAUAUCACUGCUGUCUAUGAAUAUAGUACGACAGUUCAGUAGCAGUGCUCGCAAAAUGGCUUUAAUAGCGCCAGCGUUAUUUGUGAACCACGGCGGAGGUCCUAUGCCUCUACUAGGAGAUAAGGACCACGCAGGAUUGACAAGAUUCCUUCGUGAUGAUGUGAAGAAGUAUAUAAAUUUGAAGGAAAUAAAAGCUAUAAUUCUGGUGACCGCGCAUUGGGAAGAAAGCGUCGUUACGAUAUCGUCGGCGAAACAUCAUGAUUUGUAUUUCGAUUACUACGGAUUUCCACCCGAAUCAUAUCGCUACAAGUAUGAAGCCCCCGGUGAACCGGAGCUAGCGAAGCGUAUACACGAAGUUUUAAAAAAAGAAGGCGUUCCAUCUAAGUUGGAUCCGAAAAGAGGUUGGGACCAUGGAGUUUUCGUUCCUAUGAUGUUGAUUAAUCCUACAGCUGAUAUACCCAUAGUGCAAAUAUCUGUAUUGUCCAAUCAGGAUCCUGAACAACAUUACAAUUUGGGUAAGAUUUUGUACCAAUUUCGGAAAGAAGGUAUUGCUGUGUUCGGCUCAGGAAUGUCAUACCACAACAUGAGGGAGUUUAUGAGCAGUAGGAGUCGGGGAGAAGUAGUUAAUGAGGAGUUUGAUGAUUUUCUGUACAGUAUUUGCACUUCUGAGGAUGAGGAGAAGAGGAAAGAAGGUUUUAUAGCAUGGAGACAGCAAACAGGAGCGACGGAAGCCCACCCAAUGAGAGCGGCCGAGCAUUUCAUGCCAUUGGUUGUGGUAGCUGGAGCUGGUGGGUCACAGGCCGGGAAAAGAGUAUUCAACUGGGACAUGAGUGGGACCUUUAGAUUGAGUGGGUUUAUUUGGAAAGAUGAGUGAAGUUUGUCCUGAGCCUUCAAAAAUGUAAUGUUUUUUUUGUACAGAUUUUUAUGUUCUUUUUUUGAAUAAGUGUAUAAAAUUAAAAAUAAAUCAGAAUCAGAUAAAGCAUUAUGUGUUGCAUACUAUGGAGUAGGCUUUAUAAAGUUAAGAAAAAGAGCAAUAAAGCAACUAUUUUUAAUACUAAAGAAAAAACAUUCCAAAAUACUGGACAAGAAGAAUGAGCGAGGCACUUGUGUGUUACUCUUUUAAAUAAAUGUUGUGCUGAAUUACAGUUUUAAGAAUUUUGCUAAAACUGCUAUUGUAUACUCAAGGAAAUUAUAAAUAAAAACUAUAAUAUAAAAUAUUCAACUGUUUAUAAAAUAAGAGUUAAUUAA